UCCUCCCGCCAGUCUCCUUCCUCGGACACGAACAUCCGCUUGUCCAGACGUAAAUAGCAAGAACAGAAAUAUGUGCGACGACGAAGCGACUGCCCUGGUCAUUGACAAUGGUUCUGGCCUCUGCAAGGCCGGUUUCGCCGGAGACGACGCCCCUCGUGCCGUCUUCCCCUCCAUCGUCGGUCGCCCCCGUCACCAGGGUGUGAUGGUCGGUAUGGGUCAGAAGGACGCCUACGUCGGCGAUGAGGCCCAGAGCAAGAGAGGUAUCCUCACUCUCAAGUACCCUAUCGAACACGGUAUCAUCACCAACUGGGACGACAUGGAGAAGAUCUGGCAUCACACUUUCUACAACGAACUCCGUGUUGCUCCUGAGGAAUCUCCCGUCCUCCUCACUGAGGCUCCUCUCAACCCCAAGGCCAACCGCGAGAAGAUGACUCAGAUCAUGAUUGAAACAUUUAGCUGUCCUGCCAUGUACGUGGCCAUCCAGGCCGUGCUGUCCCUCUACGCCUCUGGUCGUACUACUGGUAUCGUUCUGGACUCUGGUGAUGGUGUGUCUCACUGUGUCCCCAUCUAUGAAGGUUAUGCUCUUCCUCACGCCAUCAUGCGUCUCGACUUGGCUGGUCGAGACUUAACCGAUUAUCUCAUGCGAAUUCUUACCGAACGCGGUUACUCAUUCACUACUACAGCCGAGCGUGAGAUCGUCCGUGAUAUCAAAGAAAAGUUAUGUUAUGUCGCCCUCGACUUCGAAGGUGAAAUGGCACAGGCAGCCGCUUCGUCUUCCGUGGAGAAAUCUUACGAACUUCCCGACGGUCAAGUCAUCACCAUUGGCAAUGAACGUUUCCGAUGCCCUGAGGCUCUCUUUCAGCCUUCCUUCUUGGGCAUGGAAUCUUCAGGUAUUCAUGAAACUGUUUAUCAAUCUAUCAUGAAGUGCGACGUCGACAUCAGGAAGGACCUGUACGCCAACACCGUCAUGUCUGGAGGCACCACCAUGUACCCUGGUAUCGCUGACCGCAUGCAGAAGGAAAUCACAACUCUGGCUCCUUCCACCAUCAAGAUCAAGAUCAUUGCUCCACCUGAGCGCAAAUACUCCGUGUGGAUCGGCGGCUCCAUCUUGGCCUCUCUCUCCACCUUCCAGUCCAUGUGGAUUUCCAAAGACGAAUACGAUGAAUCUGGCCCCGGAAUUGUUCAUCGCAAGUGCUUCUAAGUUGUCGAUUUCAUAUUUAUAUUGAUAAGAGUAAAUUCACUUAUAAGUCCGGAUUUUCUAAUGUGCGGUAGCUAAGAUAAGAAGUACCUGAGAUAAAUUGGAGCUGAAGCGGGGUCAUUUUCAGUCCAUGUAAAAUUUACUCCUGUGAUUGUCUGAUGUAAGAUUAACGAAUAUAGAGAUAUAUUUGGUUUUUA
Molecule: messenger RNA, 1395 nt
Organism: Penaeus chinensis
Lineage: Eukaryota; Metazoa; Arthropoda; Malacostraca; Decapoda; Penaeidae
Product: actin-2, muscle-specific-like
Exons: 2
Coding region: 71-1201 (376 amino acids)
Biological process (GO): mitotic cytokinesis
Source: RefSeq, a predicted model, not a curated record